Molecule: messenger RNA, 1221 nt
Organism: Prorocentrum cordatum
Lineage: Eukaryota; Dinophyceae; Prorocentrales; Prorocentraceae
Source: the annotation of a GenBank genome assembly
AUGGCGGCGGCACUCGGCGGUCAGUACCUGCUGGGUGGUCGCGAAGUCCACGUGAGAUAUUCCGACGAAACCUGCUGGUGGCAUCGCCGCGUCGUGAUGUGCCGUUGCCCGCUCGAAGUCUACCGUCGAGUGAUGGGGGGCGAGCCCUACACGGACACCGACGCGAUGUAUUGGACUAUGACACCAUACUUCGACGUGCACCCCGAAGAGCUGACAGUCCCACCUCUGAUGGGCAUCGUGGGAACUACGCCAAACGGGACCCUCCUGCCAGGCUCGGCGAUCGACCGCACCUCACACUUGAAUCUGGUGCACGCAUCCCCUCCGCUCCCGACGCCCGCAGCCUUCGCGGAGGCGCUGCGAGCCUGCCUACGCGAGGUAGCCCAGGGCGGUGGUGCGGCCGAUCACGGCAUCGUGCCCGCGGAACUUCCGCUGGCGCUGCCGGAACGCAGCCCCCAGGACCAGGCGGUGUUCGACGUGGUCAAGGGGGUGUGUCUGGCGUCUGGGCUGGUCCAUCUGCCGCCUGCCACGGGCGGGUGGCGGCGCGUGUCAGGCAGCGGGCUCAGCGACGCAGACUUCGACACCGACGCUAAGGAUAAGUACCUGUACGCUCCUGGGGUCGCGCUCGUCAGCCGCAAUGGAGAGCUGGCCGUGCUCGUUGACUGCGCGGAGCGGGCCGCCGUGGCAUCGCCGGAGCUGGACGCCAGGAUCUUCGAGAUCUCGCGUGACAAGUUGGGUAAGCGACACAAGGAUGUGAAGGAGGCCAUCGAUUGCUGCACCGUGAGCGCGUGGGACAGUUGUCCGUUGACGGGACCUCGCACGGUGAUGUGGUACCUCACUUUCGUCGUCCAUGCAACGGUCAGCCCAGAGCCAGGCGUGUUUUACCACGAGAUUGCCAUGAAGGCUACAGAGUGUAUGCUCACGCAUGAUCAGUCGAAUGCGCCCAAGCUCGUGUUCGCAGAGCUUUUCCUUCGGAAGGCGCAGCUGGCUGAGUUCAGGGAGAGCACGGUGGCCAAGGAGAGGCGCAAGCUCCCCGAGGAGCGGCAAUUGGCCCGCGCGUCUCCAGCCCUGGUGCCCAGCCAGUCGGCCGCUGCUGCCAUCGUCGCAGGUGCCAACCCGCUGCGCUCACUAACGGGCGCCCCCGCUAACCCGAAGUCCAUGGCGACGGCUAAGGGCGAGGGCGGCAAGGCCACGGCGGGCCCCACCGCCGCGCCCGAAGCAUGA